This is a messenger RNA of Xyrichtys novacula (pearly razorfish), 14340 nucleotides long. The record is from the annotation of a GenBank genome assembly. NCBI's taxonomy places the organism in Eukaryota, Metazoa, Chordata, Actinopteri, Labriformes, Labridae.
UUUUUUCUCUCCAGACGCGUAAAACGGGCAGGAAGCGCAGAGCAGCGCGGACAGAGAGCAGACCGCAGAAGAAGAAGAAGAAGAAGAAGAAGGAGAAGAAGAAGGAGAAGAAGAGCAGGUUCACAGAGGAAAGAGGAGAGCAGAAGAAGAAGAAGAAGAGAGGGAUCAGGAGAGGAGGAGGAGGAGUGUUGGAUGUAGCUGCUGUCUGCAUUGCUGCUGCUGCUGCUGUGGUCUUUGCCGUAUAUUUGUGGGGAAUGUGCGUCUCUCUAACUUUGUGAGUUGUGAGUCUCUCAUGCUGAGAGGAGGACGCAGAGGAUGGGAGUAACCUGGUCCUCCAGAUGUCUCGCUCUCUUUCUAGCUCUUCACAUCGGUGAGUCCAGAUUCAUCUCUUUAUUAUUUCACUCCGUCUGAACUCACUCCGCUUCGAUCCUCUGAGUGAUUCUGUUUCUGCUCCUGAGGUUUAAAAAAAGCAGAAAUCUGUUUUUUAAUCUGAACUCCUGAAGGUGUUUUAUUAUCAUCAUUCUGUUCAUAAUUUCAGCUUUAAUAAAACCAUCACUCCCGUUUGAAGAAGAAGGAGGUUCAUCAUCAUUUAUUUUAGAGCAGUAAGAGGGGAAAAUCUCUGAAUCGUUUUUAGAAUAAAAAUCUCUUUUAAAAUUUCGUCUUUUUCACCUUUUGACUCUGAAUUCGUUUAAAUUAAAUCUGAGAUGGAGCAGGAAUAAACAGUCAGAUCGGUGUCGGUGUUUCUGUGCUGAUUUGGGUCAUUUUUAAAGCAGCAGCCUCUUUAUCUAACGGGGCUUCACUUCACCGUGUGUGUGCGUGUGUGAGAGUGAGGCACGAGUGCGUGCGUGUGCAUGUGUGUGUGUGUGUGCUAACAAGGGGAAUGCCCCCCUCCCUCCCCUCCUCCUCCUCCCCUGCUCCUCCCCCCUCUCUGCACCUCUCUUGUCCCAAACUGAAGAUAUUUGUGAAAAUUUUUCUUCUUUUAUUUUUUAUUUUUUAUUUUCGUUUUUAAAUAAAAAUCUAAAUGUGUUUUUUUUUUUUGUUUCGUUUGUUCUAAUUUGUCCGGAUAUUUCCUGCAGAUUCAGAGACUCUGAGGUGGAGAACUGAAGCUGCCGUGAUCGGUCCUUUUACCGGAAUGAUCGGGAUGAAAUUAAACUGGUGAAAUUACUGGUUAGAAUCAUCGGAUCGGACCGGUUCUUUUCUUUCUCCUGAUCCGGUUCGGUUGCUCCGUCGUUCCCGCCGCAGUGUGCGGGUCUGCAGCAUCUCCUCCACACCCGCUCCUCCUCCUCCUCCUCUCAAACAAAAACCUCCUCAGUUAUUCCUCCUCCUCCUCUCCAACCUGCUGCUCCAGUUUCAUUUUUAAAAACAUGUUUUUAUUUUUUAUUAUUUCUGUAAACGAACAAAAACGACUCCGCGCACUCUCUCUCCGUGCACGGCGGAGAAACGACGAGCUGCUCUAUUUUUACGGUAAAAAUCAUCACGUGUUAUUUUGGAUUGAUGGGAACGAACGUGCGCGAGGAGGCAGGAUCCGUCUAAUACCUGGGAGAUCUGAUUUAAAGCUGAGAUGAGAGAAACACGGAGAUGGUUCAUAUUUUCUGUUUUCUGCUGUUGGAUUGCAUAACGACGCUGUGGAGGAGGUGUGUGUGUGUGUGUGUGUGUGUGUGUGUGUGUGUGUGUGUGUGUGUGUGUGUGUGUGUGUGUGUGUGUGCGCGCGCGCGUGUGUAGCUGAUGGCAGAGAGAGAAACGCUGAAUUAUUCAAGACGCAGAAUCCUCCCCGGUGCUAUUGUUAGAGAGAGAGAGAGAGAGAGAGAGAGAGAGAGAGAGAGAGAGAGAGAGAGAGGUGCAGAAAUCAUGUUCGGAUUAAUGAGACCGACCAGAACCAGAACCAAGAACCCAGAGAACCGCAGAUGAUGGAGGGAAAGAGAAGAAAGAGUUUAGAGAGAAAAUAAACAGAAACGAGGACAGAGAGGAGCUGAAUUAUUUCACUCUGAUGAUUUUUUACUCGGAGGGAAAUCGAAUAAAAUCGAUUAAUUAGUCUGCAUCACGAACACACAAACACUCCUCCUCCUUCCUCCUCCUCCUCCUCCUCUUCUUCUUCUCUUUUUUCAGGUUUAUUUUUAGGACUGAUCCUCUCUCUGCUCUUCUCCACCUUCAUCCACCUCUUUAUUUUUAACAUCACAUUUAUUUUACUGCUUCUUCUCAGAGCAGAUUUUCGCGCCUUUCUGCAGAAUUUUCCCUCCAAAAAUGAAAAAACAUGAAUUUUUAAAAAAUGGAAAAGAAUAAAAUUUUCAGCAGGACCGAAAAAAACGACAAUUCUGACCUGAUUCUCGUUUUUAAAGAGUUUUCAGUUAAAAUGUUUUAAUUUGGAGUUUUUUUUAUGGUCACGAGGAGAUUUUUACGCGCGAAAAGAAACAUCCUGUCGUGCGUGUGUGUGAGGUGGGUGUGUCUGUGGAAGCUACAACACGCUGUUUCAGCGGAGAUGCACUGCAGGCACCAGAGUGUGUGUGUGUGUGUGUGUGUGGAGGUGGGGUGAAUGAGUGCGAGCGUGCGUGAUUGGAGGCGUGAACGAAAACGCCGCGCGCAUCUCCGUCUGUGCGCGUGAGCUGGUCUGUCCUGGUUUCACUCAGAAGAGAAAAAUCAAAAUUAAAUAAAAACAAAAAAACGGUUUUUAGGAUUAAAAAAAAAAAAACGAGAGGAGAAUAAAAGUGAAAAUAAAAAAAGAUGAAAAUUAAACAGAAAUGAGAGGAUUAAAAAAUAAAGAUUAAAAAGAAUGAAAGAUAAAAUAAGAGGAGCUGUGAGCGGAAAUCAAAGAGAGAAAAUCCACUGAAUAAAAUAACGAGAAUUAAAGAGUUUUUAGGGUAAAAAGGAAAAUAAAAAGGUUUUUUAUUCAUUAAUCUGUUAAAAACACUUUUCUGCUUCAGGGAAAUCAGUCUGGAAAAACCGUCUCUGUAAAAGGUUUUAUAAAAAGAACAUUUAAUAAUAAGUAAAAAUGAGUAAAAGGACAUUUACGCAAGAAAAGAAAAAUAGGAAUCUGUGAAAAACGAUUUUAUAUUCAGAUUUUUAUUAAAGGUUUUAUUUAAUUUACGUUUUAAGAGAAAAGUCAAACCUGCUGCAGAGAAAAAGAGGAGCGAGAGAGAGAUGAUGUAAUGAUAGAGAGAGAGAGAGGGAGAGAGAGAGAGAGAGAGAGAGAGAGAGAGAGAUUCAUUAAACAGUUCAGAUUAAAUCAUAAAAAACACUGAGUCGAUCUUUAAUCCAGAGAAUCUUCCUCAUUUUAAAAUUAAACUAAAACAUUUUAAAAGUCUUUAUUUGAUGUUUUUUUAAUCUCAUAUUUUCUCAUGAAUAAAUAUUUAGAUGAAUUUAUGUUUUUAAUGUUUCUGCUGAUGAAAAAAUGAUGAUUUUCUGAUUCGAUCAAUCAGAGAGUGAUUGAUAAUUGUCCAGAGGAUUUAAAGGGAAACUGUUCGAUUAUUAAUAAUCGAUAGAAAAGAGGAUCAAUCGUUUGAACGUCCUCCAAAUAUGAAACUCAACAGUUAGAGGUUUUUUUCUGCUCUUCUCUGUUUGUAAUUUUUAAUUUUUUUUCACAUUUUUUUAAAUAAACGUUUUAAUUUGAUUUUAAACGGUCGUGUCCUGCAGCGGUGAGUCUGAAGGACUUCAGUGACUUUGAGAUGAUCGGGUUUUUUCGUCUCCACUGAAGGUCAAUCAGGACUCUGCUGCUCCGGGUUUGGACUGUUUCCUGUUUACAGGAAAACGUGUUUUUUUAUUUCAGAGCAGACGGAUCAUCGGAUCAUCGGCUCGGUCCGAUCGGUUCACCGACAGUUUUUCCUUCUGUAACCCUCCUGAUGUUCAGGUUCGUGUAUCUGCUCUUCGAUCAGGUUGAACUGCUGAAGCUCAUCUCCUCACAAACUGAUCAAUAACUCGAUAAAGGAUCAAACUCUUGUUACUGUUAAAAAUAAAGAUCUGCUCUUUCAGGUAACUCUGAGUUAAAGUUCCUGGUCUGAGGACUCUCUAAAAAGCUGGUCUGGGACCUUUGGUUCGGAGGUCUGUAUCCUGCACUUACAAGGUGUGGCCAGUGGGGGGCAGUGUUUGGAGAGACGAAACAAAACAGAUAAAAAGAGCGAGAGAGUCGGAGAAAAGAAGAGAAAAUACAGGGAUGUAAAAAAAAAACACAAACCUAUUUUUUCCUUAAAAUGUAUAAAAAUAAAAGAUUUAACCUGAAAAAACAUUUAAAUAAAUAAGAGUUAUCAUUCGAAUAAAGUGAUUUCUGUGAAAACGUUAAAGUGAGUCACAGCGAUGAGAGACAGUACGUCAUCAUUAUGAGAUCAAAAUAGACAAAAUAUAGAAAAACUUUGAAUUAUGAGCUGAACUGUUUUAAUAAUGAUGAUGAUGAUGAUGAUGAUGAUGAGGAGGAGGAGGAGGAGGAGGAGGAGGUAAAGUCAGAAUUAAAGUUUAACUCGUUAGAUAAAAAGUCAUAAUUAAAAUAUAAUUCACAUCCUAAUUAAAAACUUCAAACAAAGAAGAUAAAAAUUCAUAAUAAUGAGUUUUAAAUAUGAAAUCACGAGAAGUCACAAUUAUUAACAGAAGGUUUAAUUUUUUACACAAGAUAAUUAUGAGAUAAUAAUUACAAAGAUAUGAGGUCAUUAUAAGAUGAUGUGACAAAACUAAGAUAUACAGGAAAGUUAUGAAAUAUUUAUUUUGAUAAUUAUGAAAUAGUGAUGUGAUAAUAAUGGGAUAGUUAGGCAAUAAUUAUGAGAUAUUUAUAAAAUAUUUAUGAGAUUAUAAUGAAUUAGUUAUGAGAUAUUUUUUUCAAUUAUUAAGAUAACAGUUAUGAGAUAAUUACAAGAUGAUGUGACAUAACUAAUAUAUAUUAAAAAAAUAUGAUAAUAAUGAGAUAAUGAUGAGAUAAUUAUGAAAAGGUGAAGAGAUAAUAGUGAGAUAGUUAGAAAAUAACUAUGAGAUUAUAAUCAAAUAGUUAUGAGAUAAUUAUGAGAUGGUAAUAACAUAGUUACAGAUAUUUAUGACAGACUUGAGAUAGUUUAAAGAUAAUAAAAGGAAAAUAUUGAAAUAAUUAUGAGAUUAUUAAAUGGAGAGAAACUAUUAUGAGAUUAAAAUCUUUAGAUCUGAUAAAAAAAAGUUUAAUUCUAAUAAAGUUAUUUUUAAUCUUUUUUAGUUUGAUGUAAAGGAGUUUCUCAGUUAAACUGUUUCACAUGUUUUUGUAAUAAUUCAUAACAUGUUUGUAGAGUUCAGUCUAAAGCAGGAACAGUCCUGGGAGGUAAAACUGACCGAGUCAAUGAAGCUGGUUCUGGUUCUGGUUCUGAUUCUAUUUGUGGAAAUGUUAUCAACAUUAUUUCACUGUGUUUCUUUUUAAUGUUUUAAAAAUGUUCGUUGUUUUUAUGCUGUGAUGUUUCUGUUCUUGUCUGUGUAAAUAUCACUGAAAUAAUAUAUAAAGUUUCUGUAUUUAGUUAAACUGCAUUUUAAAGGUUUUACUCAAGAAUUCAGUCAUUUUAGAUUAAAGCUCCUGUGAGGAAAGUUUGACUCGUAUUUGGCGCCCCCUCUGGACAAACUGGAUAAAUCUGUCCGCUCUGUUUAUUUUAGGUUUUUGUUUUUAUCAUGUCAGUAAAUUUGAGUCUUUUAUUUGUUGUUUUUUUACAGUUUUUUUUCAUUGUUCAGUUUUCCUUGUCGGCGGGUUUGAACCGCGGUUUCUAAACGGGUCCGCCGGGUUAAAGGGGCGUGUCCCCUCGAGUCUGAUUGGACACGUCACGCCGUGUUAGUCCUCUGUUUGAUGGAGUGGAACCGACAGCAGGCGUGUUUUUAUCAGAACUAAUCAAUCAGGCCGAUCCUCUGCUUAAUGAACCGCACACACACACACACACACACACACACACACACACACACACACACACACGCACGCUGAGUUAACAGAGGUUGUGUGUGUGUGUGUGUGUGUGUGUGUGUGUGUGUGUGUGUGUUAGAGAUGUUUUAUAGGCAAGUUUCAGUCUGUUGGAGAGAGAGAGGGAGGAGACUGACACGGCAUUAAUUACACACACACACACACACACACACACACACACACACACACACACACACACACACUUUCUUUUGAGUCAUGUCCUGCUGAAUCGGUGCGAUCUUUAACGAUCUUUAACGAGUUUCUCCGUAAAUCGGGUCGUUGACUCGUCAGAGGACUCAGGGACGGGUUUGGGCCUCACGGUCAGGUUCAGGUCUGGUAAAGUUCUGGUUCAGGUCUGGUAAAGUUCUGGUUCAGGUCUGGUAAAGUUCCUGUUCAGAGUCUCCUUUAGGGGUCAGAGCUGGUUCCUGGUCCCCCUCAGUCCUCUUUCAGAGUACUGUUGAAGGAACAUUUAAAGGGUUCAGGUUCCCUCUUAGGUUUAGUUCCUGUUUUAGAGGACCCUAUAGUAUAAGGUCCUGGUCUUUGGUGGUACCCUGUGACCUCCCUGUUCUGGUUCUUUUUAAGGUCUGGUUGAGGUACUUGAAGAGUCCUGGUUAAAUGGUUCUAUUAUGGGUUAACUAUGAGCAUUAUUGGUAAAGUUCCUGGAACAGGUACAGGCUGGUUCUGGAUAACCUUUGACCUCUUCGUUAAGGUUCCUGGAGUGUGUGGCCUACAGGACCUUUCUAGUUAAAGUCUGUUCAUCGGUACAGGACGACGUGUUUACGGGUUUUUAAAUACAUUUAAAGGUUCCCUCUGCAGGUCUGUAUUCAGGGACCAUGUGGUCUCAGUGUUUUGGUACCAGUACUGACAGGUUCACAGUUUUAGGAGCCUGAAGAUUUGGUUCCUGGUUCGUGUUAGUAUCGGUUUGUCAGGUUCCCCUCACAGGUGUGUGUUCAGGGUCUCCAGGUGAUGGUUCUCUGUUUGAAGGUUCAGAGCGCCUGAAGCACCUGUUUUCCUGAACCUUUAACCCCCGACCUCCACCUUCAUCCUGAUCAUCUCCUAAAAGGUCGUAUCCUCCGAUCGUAGCUGAUCGUAACCAUUCAAGUUAACGUGUCAAUUUACACCGACUUCUUUCCGUUCCUCUGCGGAUCGCCGGACUCCUCAGCUGAUCACAAGAGUUCUAGUUUUUCCGACAAACGUCACGAUUGUUCGCCGACACAAACAGGCGCGGAGAGCAAUUUGUGUUUUGUGCGCAUGUGUGUCAAUUCACAGACGCAUUCAUCGUUGUGAUGUGAACGACCGCACAGAAAGAUCCGAUUGAACAAAAAAAUCAGAAUUGUGGAUCAGAACCUGCAGAGAGAACGUAGACGAAGUGUCUGUCUUUACAGAGACGACUCGUUAUCGCACGAUUAAACGUGAAUCUUGUGAGUUCUCGUGAUAUCGAUGUCGUGAUCGGAUAUCCCUGAAAGUAUAAAAAUGUAAACAGAUAUUUAUUUAUCACCACGGAGAACUUUUCACUGUUCACUGAAAAACUAACAGACCUUCACAAAGGUUCCUGUUCCCUAAAACUACCCCAACAACAAAUCAGCAGUUUGACCCCAAAAGUCAUCAAAGAACGAGUCCAGACCUUCACAGUCCCCCCGGUUCAGAGUCCAACAAAAAUGAUCUAGCUAUGGUUCUGAUCCAGUCACCCCGGUCCAACAGAAACUACAGAACCACAGAACCAUCCAUCAAAAAGGAAAAGUCAGCAAAAACAGUUAGGAGACUCACCGGUCCUUGGGUUUCUCCCUCUGAGCCCGGUUCUGAAGUUCCUGGUCCAGUAUCAGGGACGGUUGAGGAUCACCUGCAGCUCUAGAAGAGUUCUGGGUUUCCUCACUCAGGAUCAGAGGUCCGGUUUCCCUGGAACCAGCCGACCUGAAGCUUCUGUAAUCAUCUUCAGACUGUUGAGAGUCGUCCUUCAGGACUUUGGAAGAUCUUCUUAAAAACUCUCUCUGAGCUCCAUCUCAGAGUUUUUACUCCCUCAUGAGUUAAACUCUCAGAUCCUCUGAAGUCCUCCUGGUCGUUCCAAAGUCUCUAAAGCUGAUCGAUCUUUGUCCAUCAGAGCUCCUCGACUUUGGAACGACCUUCAGAGGAGAGAAGGAGAACAGCAGAGACAGACGCUUCUUUAAGUCAAAGUUAAAAACUCACUUUUAGACUUGACUUGAUUUUAUCUUUUAUCUUAUUUCUUCUUCCUGUCUUUUUAGUCUUUGUUUUACUGAUAAUCUUUCUGUAUUUAACCUUUUAUUGAUUUAGUUUUUUUCCUGCUCAUUGUUGUUUUUCCAUUUGAUCAUUAAUAUUACAUCAUUAUUAUUUUAUCAUUAUCAAUAUUGUCUUUUUAUAUUGACUAUCCUGUUUCCUCUUUUAUUCCAUUUCUUUUUCUUUCCUGUUUCCUGUUUUUGUUUUUAAUCCUCAUGGUCUCAGUUUAUGUUCUCGGUUCUUUGAUUUUCUGGGUUUCUUAUGAAAAAUUAAAUUUUCCUUUAAUUCAGAGGUUUUUAACUGAGCUUCUGUUUUUAUUUGUUUUUAUUUUCAUGUGCUGUACGACUGUUUGUCAAAGAACUUUGUAAACUUCUGUUUUUAAAAGUGAUAUAAAAAUAAAAUAAUAAUAAUAAUUAUUAUUAUUAUUAUUAUUAUUAUACGUUUUUUCAGGAUGUUGUUCCCAGGUUCUCUCUGACUCUGAAGGACCUUUUUCUCUCUGUUUGUCUUUAAACCUUUUGAAGAACAGUCGCUCUGAUAAAACAGGUUUAAAGUGAAAUAAAUGAGCGCUGAUGUUCUGGUCCCACUCAGUCCUGAAUACAGGACCGCUGUAGUCCUGAUGGGUUCAGGUCCGUUAGUUCAGGCGGACUCUGAGCAGCUGGACUCUGGUUAGUGUGAGGUUUGGACGGACCGUCCUCUUCAUCACCUGAAGAUGAUUCAGAGAUCUGGUUUAAUGACGACCUUCAUGAGUCUCCUCCGUGUUCAUCAACACGUGUGACGUUAACAUGAUCACGUGUGACGUUCAUGAUGACAGUCUCAUGUAGACCUCUUCCUGACGGUUGUUUUGGUCAUGUUGAGUUUUUCUGAAUUAUUUAAGUUUCAGAGGAAAACUGUGACUUUAAACUCUCCUUCUUUUCUCCUCCUCCUCCUCCUGCUCCUUCUCCUCCUCCUCCUCCUGCUGCUCCUCCUCCUGCUCCUCCUCCUCCUCCUCCAGUCUCGGUGCUGCAGACGGUUCUGGUCAGCGCGGGUCAAUGUGACUCGGUCUUUAAAGGUUUCUCCGACUGUCUGCUUCAGUUGGGGGAGAACAUGGCGAACUAUCCCCAGGACCUGGACGACCGGGAGAACCUGCACAAGAUCUGCAGGUAAAGAUGUGACCACAAAAAAACACAAUAACAUCUAACAAACAAGAUCUUCAUUUAUUAUUAUUAUUUUUUUACUUAUUUAACAUUUAAUGAAAUACUUAAAAAAUCCUCAAAGUAUAAAAAACAUUUAAAAACAAAUAUUUCUCACAAUAAAAACAAAAACUGUUAAAUGUUUUUAGUUUUUAUCAUUUCAAUUUUUUUAAUUUAUAGACACAUUUUGUUUAUUUUUAUGUUAAAAAAAAUCUUACAUUUAUGAAUAAGUAUGAUUUUUUUUUGCAUUUUUUACAUUUCCUUUUUUGUUAAAUAUUUUUUAAAGAUUUCCGUCACUCCAUCAAUUAUUUUUCUGUAUUUUUUCACCUUAUAUAAUGUUUUUGCAUUUAUUUACAUGUUAUUUUGGUCAUAAAAUGUUUGUGAAUUUGACCCUCAGGGCCACCGUACUGGUGCUUGUUUGUCAGUAAGAAAGAAAAAUAACCAGACUGCAGUUUCUCCGAUGAUUUCAGUUUUUUUAAAGAUGAUAUUUAAACACAGUUUUACACUAAAACUGUUUUUUUUUUCUGUUUCUUUAAAGUGACAGACUGAGACGACUUAAAUAUGACACAACAGUUAAAAAAUGUUUUAUUUACUGGAAUCAGAGCCUCUAAAAUCGCAGCACUGAGCUUUAAUUUCACGACUCCAUGAAAGAAAAAUGAUGAAAGUCGAACCCUGAGGGAGACCUGAGCGCAAUAUGGGAGGACCAGCUGACCCCCAACACCCCCACCAACCAGAGCGGGUGGGCACCAGAUGGCAGAGGAAGCCCCCAUCCCACACACACACACACACACACUCACACUCACACACACACGGUUUUUUAAUUCAGUGACAGCUCCAUCACAGCGGUGUUGAGGCGUGGCAGAGGGGAUGCGUUAAUACGCCUCCUAACACUCACACGCAUACACACACACACACACACACACACUCACACACACACACACACACUCACACACACACAUGUUAAUUGCUCUGAGAUGUCGGAUCGACACGGCUCGGUUCAGAAGGUCAACAUCAAUAAGAGCAGAUUGGAAGAUUGGAUUAGAUACGCUGUGUGUGUGUGUGUGUGUGUGUGUGUGUGUGUGUGAGUGUGUGUGUGAGUGUGUGUGUGUGUGUGUGCAUGUUAGGAGGUGUUAGUGAGCAGGCUGGUGUCGUCUUUACAUCAACAGAGAUGAAAUAAGAGACAAAAGAUGAACAGAUUGAUAGAGAGAGAGAGAGAGAGAGAGAAUGAAUAAAUAAAGAGGAAGAGAGAGAGAGAGAGAGUCUGAACAUAAGAGAAGAAGGAGAGGAGAGGAGGAUAUAAUGAGAAAGAUAUAAAGGAGAAAAAAGGAGGGUGGAGCUGGUGGAGUAAAAAUAAAACAAGAAGAAAGAGAGAGAGGAGGAGGAGGAGGGAGGAGGGAGGAACUAAGGAGAGGAGACAAAAGAGGCUCACAAGGAGGGUAGGAAAGGAAAUGAAAGUAAAAGUAGGAAGGAUAGAAGGAUAGAAGGAGUCAGAAAUAGGAGACAGUCGGUCAGCUGAGAACUCUUGGACUGAAGUGAAAUUUCCACUCUGAGUUAGACCCAAGACCAGAUCACCAGAACCAGAACCAAAGAGACUAAACACAACUCACCUACUCUCUUCCAGCAGACGCUUGUUUGUAGAGAGACCUCAGGCCAGUCCAUUAGGGACUACAGCGGGGUGCCGCAGCUCAAGGAAGAACAUUUAUGAUCAUUUCUUCAUGGAAAUACAAUCAGACCGAGACGCUAAGACAGAAGAACUACCGCGUCUGUAAAAUGAUCAAUAUGGUGAUUAUUACUUCAAGGAAAUGAUAAAGAAAUGAUCAUAAAUGUUCUUCCUUGAGCUGCGGCACCCCGCUGUAGUUACUAGUCUAACCCGGGGUUACGGUGGGUUUGACCCUACAUUAGUUUUAUGACUGAAUAUCCCUUUAAAAGACGUCCAAGUCUUCGUUUAGAGGGGGCAGGACGAGCUCGUCCAGUCUCCCUCUCUCCAAAGACCAGUCUAACCCUGACCUGGAGGAACCAGAACCUCCUCAGACUCUGGGUUUUCAUGGCUCUCCAGUUGGAUCUGGACUCUGAUUUGGACCCUGGUUCUGGUUCCCAGGGAGAAGUCGGUGUUUUUGUGUCCCUGCCCGGUACUCUGGAAAAGACGGAGUAGUAGUCCGCUCCACGGCUCCACGCUCGCUUUAGUUGUUGUUUUCCUGGAGUCUAAACGGGUCCUCACGAGCGCCCAGAUUCUGGGCCCGUUUCCACUCUUGGCGCUGCCUCCUGAGUAGAUGAUCCGGUCCGUUUCAAACCGCCUCCCACGGCGGUCACAGACUCGCUGCUAACGCUCUCUGUGUUUUCUCCCGCCAGUUACUGGGAUAACUUCCACUCCUGCGCCACGACGGCGCUGGCCGACUGCCAGGAGGGAGCGACGGACCUCUGGGAGAAACUGAAAAAGGAGUCCCGCAACCUGGAUUUCCGUGGGAGUUUGUUUGAACUCUGUGGCGGCGGCAACGGGGCCCCCAGAUCAGCUGACGCCAGGGGCCUCACCUUGGUCCUCACCGCGCUGCCCACCAUACUGACUUGGCUGGCGUUUUAACAGGAAGCAGGAAACGAUGAAAUAAAAACACAAAGUAAAAGAAGAAAAAAAGGAAAAAGAAACUAAAAGAAAAAGAGCGCCCGCUCGUCUUCACCGCCGAAGAAAAAAACAACGACCACGACAUCGACUCCUCGGAGGAGGAGGACUCGAGUUCGACUCCAUCACCAGAAAAAAAAAAAGAAAAAAUACUAACUGGAUUUUUCUACAUCACGGUACGGCGGCCCCGUUCGCCUUCCUGGGACAUCUGCAGGCCGUCCUCCUGCAGCGCUCAUCCAAUCACACGCCGACCUGACCCGGAGGUCGAUAACAUUAAAUAUUCAGCACGCCGUCGAGCUGAAAUGAUGACAAUGAUGAAAAUUUGAUGGAUCCUCGCCCGCUUACAAUCGUGGAAUUACACAGUAUUAAAGUCAACCCUGAAUUAUUCAUGUUUAGUCGGCGAGGCCUGGACGGCGGCGGCGGCGUGUGACUGCGGGGUGCUGACACGGGAUCAGGCUAUAUAUUAGAGCUGCCUUAUAGCCUGAGGAACAGACGGACGCCGGCCCAGCUCCACUAAAUCAAUAAGACCAGCCCGGGCCUUCAGCGCCAGCCGCCUCAUCGCCGCCACAGACACGCUCCUUUUCUAUCGCCAACCUGACUGCGUUGACCCCGGUCGCUUUGAUGGACUGAAUGCUUGACGGUGAUGUAAUCUUUGUAUUAUUAUUGGCUGUUUGUUGUGUUCAGGCCACGGUCACACCGGCUCUGCACCAAUCCCAAUGACAUCAUCACUCCGCCAAACGCCACCCGUGCAGGUUAAAGAGGCGGGAAGCAAAAGCGCUGACGUUUACGCCACAAGGCGAACUGUCAGCGCCACGGCAUUUCACCGCCUGAUGUUGAAGUGGCGAGCUUGCUUGUACUCAGAAAAUCAACGCCACGUGAAAAAAUCUCGCCGUCUCUGGUGUGACCGCAGCCUUCCCCCCUGAGCUGCAUGUGGUCGAGUCGACCGUCUCAGACGUGACAGGAAAUGAGCACAAACCGCAGAAGAAGAAGAGACUCUGCAGGUCAAAGGUCAAAGAUCCACCGACCACCUGCUGUUCAGUUAAAGCUCAAAGUGUACCGACCCGGGACCCGGGACCUGUGACCCGGGACCGGAUGUCUGAUUACCGUAACUCCUGGACUAUAAGAGCAAUCCAGAAAAUUCAAACGGAUCAUGAAGUAAAAAACAGUUUUUGAUUCGGUGAGCUGAACCGAAGGUCCCGCCUCCCUCACCUCUGAUUAGCUAGAAGUGCUGGGCUCUGAUUGGUUAUUCCUGAUGGUUGUGAAAUGUCAUCGUCUGUCGGGUCAGGAGACUCAGAAUAAUGUUCUGGUCGAUGUUCAGAGCCGACAGCCUGUGAUGAUGUUUCCAGCUUUUCUAGCCAAUCAGAGGCAAAGGAGGCGGGACCUUCCCCUAACGAGUGAAAACUCAGUUCAACACCUGAGCGGAGCAGGUGAGGUCAGGUGAGCUAACAGGCUAAUGUAGAGAAGCUAACGGGGUCAGUUUCAGGGUCGAUCCGGACCGUGUGAGCCGGACUAAGAGGUCCAGUCAGUCUAACUGUCCUGUUCUCACUUGGACCCGUCUGACCGUCCUUCUCGUGGUCGUUAAAGCCCCGCCUGCGUGUCUUUGUGCUCAUUUCCUGAGACCCCUGAGAAAAGCUCAGACUCCCGUCGGCCCGGUUCUGGACCUGAAGGAAACUGUAAGAGGACCUUUCUGGACCUGAGCGUAGAAACCCGGUUUACUAAUCCUAAUAAUGACUUUGUUUGAUGUUGGUGUUGAUUUCUCAGAGUUCCCGCCUCCAUGUGUUGAAAUGAAUGAAUCUGUGAGAAAAACGGUUUCUGGACAAAAACAUGAAAAAAAAAAGACGUAUUUUUCAAAGUCGACAGCAAUACGAAGACGAGACUUCAUGGCCAGUGUAGCGAUAAAACAUCCAACCGUGGCUGAAGAGAGAUACGACUGUUUCCAUUUAGCACCUCCCCCUUUUCAUGCUCCGCCCAUUCUAGAGGAUCGUAGAGGUGAUAUAUUUUAGGUCUGUAUGUUAGAGUUUAACGCCGACGUCCCCACAGUACAGUAGCAUCGUAAAACACCGAAAAACGGAAAAUAAACCCAGGAGCUCGUUUCUUUCUCUGCGGAGGCUCAGACCACAUUUCCACGGCCUUCUGACCCAAACGGCGUGUUCUUCUUCUUCUUCUGUUCGUUCGUUUGUUUGUCGGUUCGUCUCUCUGGAGAUGUGGAGUUAAAAAAAAAAAAGAAGAAAAAAGGACUAUUCCAAAAAUCAUCUAAGAAGAGAAAAUGUAUAUGAAAUGAUUUUAAGAAAAUACAAAGUUCUAUUAUAGAUAGAUCUAUUCUAGAUUAUCCAGGACAGCAGACUGAUUCUAGACCUACGAGAGUAGAUUCCAACUGGAAAAGACUGACCAAGAGUCGUCAAUAAAAGAGUCAUGUUUGAACAGACCCCUGUGCUUUUAUUGGG